This is a messenger RNA of Colletotrichum chrysophilum, 450 nucleotides long. RefSeq lists its product as uncharacterized. The record is from RefSeq and is a predicted model, not a curated record. The transcript has 2 exons. Lineage: Eukaryota; Fungi; Ascomycota; Sordariomycetes; Glomerellales; Glomerellaceae. Bases 1 to 450 code for a protein of 149 amino acids.
AUGCCUCCCAAGAAGAAUGCCGACGCCGAGGGCAGCGCCACCGCUCUCAGCGAGACCGAGACCCGCUUCCUGAAGGCAAUGUUCGACCACAUGAACUCUCGUCCUGACAUCGACUGGGACAAAGUCGCCACUGACUUGGGAAUGACGGCUAAGUCGGCCAAGGAGCGCUUCCGCGUCCUGGGCAAGCGCCACAACUGGGGCACCAGCGCGGCUGGUGCGGGCGGCGGCGGCGGCUCCCCUGCCAAGGGUCCCCUGGCCCCCAAGAACAGUGGCAGGGUUGCUAAGAAGGCUACCCCUCAGAAGAAGGGCAUCGCCCGUAAGAAGACCAAGAAGGACAUUGAGUCCGAUGGAGAUGAGGACAUCUCCUCCAAGCUCGAGUCCGACUCCGAUGGCAAGAGCGCCGCCCAAGAUGAGUUCCUGAAGAAUGGUAACGGCAGCGAUAGCGAGUAG